This is a messenger RNA of Coregonus clupeaformis (lake whitefish), 1923 nucleotides long. RefSeq names its product calcium/calmodulin-dependent protein kinase type 1D. Gene Ontology annotation, biological process: peptidyl-serine phosphorylation. Gene Ontology annotation, molecular function: calcium/calmodulin-dependent protein kinase activity; calmodulin binding; ATP binding. The transcript is spliced from 11 exons. The coding region runs from base 479 to 1828 and encodes 449 amino acids. NCBI's taxonomy places the organism in Eukaryota, Metazoa, Chordata, Actinopteri, Salmoniformes, Salmonidae. The record is from RefSeq and is a predicted model, not a curated record. Gene Ontology annotation, cellular component: cytoplasm; intracellular anatomical structure.
UCAGGUCGAGCGAUGAGCAGCAUCAUACCCUCCCUCAUUGCCAUAACAACCGAUGGCACAAUCAGCAUGGUUAGGUGAAAUAAUACUCCUCACAUUACGCACCGCACGGCUCAACAGAGGACAUAAUUAAAACGGAAUACUUUUUUGGGAGAGAGAGACAAGGUGACACGUAGCCCGAAACAAUUUACGUCAAGAUAAUCUAGACCAGCUGAACCCUGCAGGUGCAACCGCAGACGGUGAACGCUGUAGACAGAGAAAAAAGCGAAGAAAACAGGAGACCUGUUUCGAGAGCUGCGGUGACAUUUCUACAGCGGGAAAACAACGAGCUCGAGAAGGUUUUCUGCCUAGCUCAUUCUAUGCGCGUGGGUCUGCUCCUCACGAGCAGGAAGUGUAACUCGAAGCGUGGGAAAGCUGCAUUAUCUCGGGGGGCUACUGAGACGCACUGGCAUCGUUUUCCCCGGUUUCCCCCUGUUCCACCAUGGCUCUGGAGAAUGGAGACUCCGGGAAAGGGACGUGGAAAAAGCAAGUCGACGACAUCAAGAAAAUAUUUGAAUUGAAAGAGAUCCUCGGAACCGGGGCGUUCUCUGAGGUGGUGUUGGCCCAGGAGAGGUCUACAGGGAAGAUGUUUGCUGUGAAGUGUAUCCCCAAGAAGGCCCUGAAGGGGAAAGAGAGCAGCAUCGAGAACGAGAUCACCGUGCUCCGCAAAAUCAAGCAUGAGAACAUAGUAGCUUUGGAAGACAUAUAUGAGAGUUCCAACCACCUCUACCUGAUCAUGCAGCUAGUGUCGGGAGGUGAGUUGUUUGACCGUAUCGUGGAGAAGGGGUUCUACACAGAGAAAGAUGCCAGUACGCUCAUCAGACAGGUGCUAGACGCUGUCGACUACCUCCACAAGUUGGGCAUCGUCCACAGAGACCUGAAGCCAGAGAACCUGCUGUAUUUUAACCCCCAGGACGAGUCUAAGAUCAUGAUCAGUGACUUUGGUCUGUCCAAGAUGGAGGGCAGCGGGGAUGUCAUGUCUACCGCGUGCGGCACGCCGGGAUACGUGGCUCCAGAGGUUCUUGCUCAGAAGCCCUACAGUAAGGCAGUGGACUGCUGGUCCAUAGGAGUCAUUGCAUAUAUCCUGUUGUGUGGCUAUCCUCCAUUCUACGAUGAGAAUGACUCCAAGCUCUUUGAGCAGAUCCUCAAAGCAGACUACGAGUUUGAUGAACCAUACUGGGACGACAUAUCUGAUUCAGCCAAAGACUUUAUCGGCAGUCUGAUGGAGAAAGACCCGGCGAAGCGUUACACCUGUGACCAGGCCCUCAGACAUCCAUGGAUCGCUGGGGACACGGCCCUCUGCAAGAAUAUCCACGAGUCUGUGAGCAGACAGAUCAGGAAAAACUUUGCCAAGAGCAAAUGGAGGCAAGCCUUCAAUGCCACCGCAGUGGUGCGACACAUGAGGAGACUGCAGUUGAGCAGUAGUAUGGGCCACAGCAUGGACAGCUCUCACCCUCACCCUCCUAACAGCCGGGCAGCACAGAUGCAGAAUCAACGGAACCAGGCCAACCAGAACCAGGCCAACCAGAACCAGGCCAACCAGACUCCCAACCAGAUCCCUAGCCAGAGCUCUACUCAACCCUCUCCGAGUCCAAGCCAGACUCGGAGCCAGAGCCAGAACCCUAAUGCAGCCAUUAUGAAGAGCUUUUCUGUGGACUCACCUCACAAGGACUGUGCCCCUCCCACCCCCUGCAGCCUGGUGUCUGCAACCUCCUCUGCCCCCUCCAUGGGGGCGGAGCUCGCCCGGCCCCACCCCUCCACUGUUGCCACGGUACUAACAGAGACUAAGUGACGCCAGGUCCCGCGGGGGACCAGCUGGGAGGCCACGGCGCUGUGAGAGAGAGAGAGAGGGGCGAAAACCGCACCCCCCCUUCCUUACCGUGCCCC